AAACUCUGUGCGGUUAGUAAGCAUAAAAGAACGAAAGCUCAAUAGAACAAAAUAAUUUUUCUGCGAUUUAAAAGCCCGAAAUAAACAAUAAACAAGUGAAUGACGUAGUAUUGACGUGCAGUUUCAAAACCUUACCGGCAUGCUAACAGUCCAUCGUGAUACCAUGGUCUAUAAGUUUAAAGAUCAUGGUGAUACUGACACCUACAGAAAAAUUUAUUAAUCUGGUCAUAGUAAUGGACACUGAUCACGUACAACGAUUAAAAGCUUCAUUACACUUUACUAUGGGUAAAAUGUGUGAAGAACAGGAAACCAAAACUCAGAUUAGUUUUGACAAAAAUGUGAUUGCAACUAUAACUGAAAUCCUUUGGCAAAAGAUCAAACUAAUUGCAGAGGAUUUGGAAGCUUUUGCUAAGCAUGGAAAGCGUACAACAAUCAAUCUGGAUGAUGUGAAGCUGUUGGUGCGAAGGAAUGAAGAUUUAAAAGCCAUACUAGAAACACUAGGAUCACCAAACUCAGAAGAAAAUGCAAAAAUAGACAAAAGGAAAGCCUUGGUGAAAAAAAAGAAAACUGACAUCCCGCCAGAAGUCCAUCUGGACACAGAUGAUGACAUGUUUGUGUGAGCAGAUUAUUAUUUCAGUUGUAUUGUUCUAUGUCAGGGAAGACAGUCGUUUUUGUGCGUUCGUGAAGAUUGCGUGGUAUGCACAACAUCAAAAUUCAUAAAAUAAACGACGGUUCUAAAUC
Messenger RNA from Daphnia magna, 741 nucleotides. Its product is annotated as centromere protein S. Bases 186 to 620 code for a protein of 144 amino acids. Gene Ontology annotation, cellular component: Fanconi anaemia nuclear complex; FANCM-MHF complex. The transcript is spliced from 5 exons. NCBI's taxonomy places the organism in Eukaryota, Metazoa, Arthropoda, Branchiopoda, Diplostraca, Daphniidae. Gene Ontology annotation, biological process: replication fork processing; resolution of meiotic recombination intermediates. Gene Ontology annotation, molecular function: chromatin binding; protein heterodimerization activity. The record is from RefSeq and is a predicted model, not a curated record.